UCUAACACUCUCCUUUUUAUUACCACCAUCGCAUCACCGUCUUCAACUUUCCCAGGCUUUCCUCUUUUCCUACAUUUCGUACAGUUAAGUUCACCUAUCUCUCACCUCAGCUUAGCGAUGUAUGAACCCCAUAGCCACAGAUCUCAAAGAAGUGGCCGUACAAACCUAGCUUCAUGUAUAGUGGCAACAGUGUUCCUCCUCUUCCUCGUUGUCGUCAUCGUUAUCGUCUACUUCUUCGUCUUCAAGCCCAAGGACCCAAAAAUUGCCGUCGAAGCCGUCCAAUUCCCAACUUUCUCCAUCCAAAACGGCACCGUCAACUUCACAUUCUUCCAAUUCGUCUCCGUCACGAACCCCAACCGCGACGAGUUCACCCAUUACGACAGUUCACUCCAGCUUGCCUACUCCGGCCAGCCGGUGGGUUUUGUUUUUAUCCCCGCCGGAAAGAUUGAGGCGGGUCGGACCCAGCACAUGUCGGCGAAGUUCAACGUACAGAAAUUUCCUGUGGCGUCGAAGGCAACGACAACGGCGGCGGCAGCGAAUGGGAUGUCUACGCCGUGGGUAGGUGAUGGAGUUGGAGUUGGAGUUGGGGUUGGGGUGGGACCCACAAUGGAGAUAGAGACGAGGAUGAAGUUGGUGGGGAGGGUUAGGGUUUUGAAGGUGUUCACGCACAGGGUGGAGAGUGGGAUGAGGUGUGGGGUGGUUAUUCAAGUUAGCAGUGGGUCUGUGUUGGGUUUCCAUUGCUGAUGGUUAUUGUUGGAUCAAAUAUGUUUCUGUUGUAAUUGUAGUGUUAUUGUACCGUUGGAUUUGAAUUUCAAUGAAUGGUUAAGUGCACAAAUACUGUU
Ilex paraguariensis (yerba mate) is the source of this 842-nucleotide messenger RNA. NCBI's taxonomy places the organism in Eukaryota, Viridiplantae, Streptophyta, Magnoliopsida, Aquifoliales, Aquifoliaceae. The record is from the annotation of a GenBank genome assembly.